ACGAAACGCUCGUCAAGCAGCAAGCUGGGCGCUGCGUACAACGAUGCGACGCUGGUGUCGGCCCUGGUGGACGGCACCAGCGGCACGGUUGCGUGGUCGUACAACUGGGGCAGCGCCGUGGGCGGCGACAUGCCCGACGGCGUCGAGUACGUGCCCAUGCUCUGGGGCGCCGACUCCACGUACACCGAGGGCUGGGCGACGGCGGUGGAAACGGCGCUGGACAGCGGCAGCGCCUACAUCCUGGGCUUCAACGAGCCCGACAUGUCGUCGCAGGCCGACCUGAGCGCCUCCGAGGCCGCCGAGUACUAUCUCGAAUACAUCACCCCCUACUCCGGCGACGCCACCCUCGUCAGUCCCGCCGUCACCUCCUCCUCCACCUCGGGCGAGGGCCUCGACUGGUUCGAGGAGUUCAUGGCCGACUGCGGCAGCUGUGAGAUCUCCGCCCUGGCCGUCCACUGGUACGGCGACUCCGUCUCCGAGCUCAAGACCUUCAUCACCGAGGCCAUCACCACCGCCGCCGACUACGGCAUCUCCGAGGUCUGGUUGACCGAGUUCGCCCUCAGCUCCGACGAGGACGGCAUCUCCGACGCUUCUACCGCCGCCGCCUUCCUGGAGGAGGCUAUCCCCUGGCUCGAGGAGCAGGAUGAACUCACCCGCUACUCCUACUUUUAUGUCGCCGAUGGAUACCUGCUGACUGACGGUGUCAUCAACUCCGUCGGUGAGAGCUAUACCUCU
Penicilliopsis zonata CBS 506.65 is the source of this 735-nucleotide messenger RNA. RefSeq lists its product as hypothetical. The annotation marks the transcript as partial. Gene Ontology annotation, biological process: fungal-type cell wall polysaccharide metabolic process. The record is from RefSeq and is a predicted model, not a curated record. NCBI's taxonomy places the organism in Eukaryota, Fungi, Ascomycota, Eurotiomycetes, Eurotiales, Aspergillaceae. Gene Ontology annotation, cellular component: fungal-type cell wall. The transcript has a single exon.